UUGCUACAGAAGCAUGCUGCUGUCUGCUGCACCAUGUCAUGUAGCAAUGGCCACGGAUCAUAUAAUUUAAUUAUGCACCAUGCCGCAAAGCUGAAUUCAACAGACUGGUACUUCUUCAGCUUCAGAGACCGCAAGUACGCUACCGGAUUCCGAACAAAUAGAGCCACCACCUCUGGAUACUGGAAAGCCACCGGAAAAGAUCGUACAGUGGUGGAUCCCGGGACUAAUAGUUGCAUUGUUGGGAUGAGAAAGACUCUGGUCUUCUACAAAAAUAGGGCUCCUAAUGGCGUCAAAACCGGUUGGAUCAUGCAUGAAUUUCGUCUCGAAAAUCCUUUAAUCCCUCCCAAGGAAGAUUGGGUGCUAUGCAGAGUCUUUUACAAAUCAAAGACAGAAAUCAACAGUCAACUAAGCCCACAAAAUGUGUAUCAUUCUGAGGCAAAAUUUGCUGGUGCUCACACUUUUCCUCAUUCCCCUCAAAUUAUGCUUCCAGCUGCUUGUAAUAAAAAUAAUUAUCACCUCCACCAAAUCACAACUUCCCAAAGCCCUGCACCUCAUCACCAAAACCCUAAUAAUCUCCCAACAGUUCCACAAUUAAACCCUAAUUUCCUUCAUCUUUCUCAUCAAAUUCACACGAAUCAUCUCAACGAAAUGAUCAUGCUUAAGUCUGCGUGCGAUGAAGAAGAUCCUUAUGGAUUCUUGUUAAACAUGGAGUUUGAAGCAGAGAGCUAUAUGGGAGGUGGAAUGGCUUCAAGUGUGGAGGACAUGAAAUUUGAAGAUGACUGCUGCAUGCCUUCUCUGAUUGGACAUUGUGAUUAAAUAAAUCACACAGCAAUCAAACAAGAUUAAGUACAUCAAUGAUUAAUUAGCGUUAAUAAUUAUCUAGGAUAAUAUGAAAAUAAGAAAAUGGAUUAUCUAGGAUUUUAGGUUAAUAGUUGUGAAAUUUUUUAAAGGCUGCUAUGUAUUUGGAUUUUUUUAAAGG
Daucus carota subsp. sativus is the source of this 979-nucleotide messenger RNA. Its product is annotated as protein CUP-SHAPED COTYLEDON 3. Gene Ontology annotation, biological process: regulation of DNA-templated transcription. The transcript is spliced from 3 exons. The coding region runs from base 34 to 816 and encodes 260 amino acids. Lineage: Eukaryota; Viridiplantae; Streptophyta; Magnoliopsida; Apiales; Apiaceae. Gene Ontology annotation, molecular function: DNA binding. The record is from RefSeq and is a predicted model, not a curated record.